CUUCGGCAAAAAAUAAACUCUGAAAACCAUCCUUUGAAUUUAAUGAAAAAUAAACUCCGAAAACAAGGAACCCCAAUUAUUGGGCAUAAAACAUUGUUGCAUUUAUUUCAGAGCACCAGCUCCACAGAAGAAGUCGAGUGCAUCAUCGCCUUGGCCUCCAUAUCAGAGCCAGCUACUUCUGAACACUCGAGCACUGACUCCUCGCAAGAGGUCGAGCAGAUCAUCUCUUUAGCCUCAACUUCAGGGCCAGCUGUUCCUGAACACUCGAGCACCGACUACAUGCAAGAGGUCGAGCAAAUUGUCGACAGCGAUUUGGCCUCAACAUCAUGGGAGUCUACUCCUGAGCACACAGCAACUGAUCAUGGCUGCCAAAUUCGGUCAGAUGUGUGCCGCCAGGGGAUCCAGCGGGAAGACACAUGCCAUCGCGACCACGCCUACUCGAAACCCAAAGCUCCAGCUGCGACUCCUGCUCUUCAUAGUGGCUAUAGCCUUGAGGAUCGAGACAUUUUUUUUUAUACCGGUCUCCAUGCAGACGUCUUCAAGGAGUUGGUGAAAGUUGUGCCACAGUUUGCUACAACAAAUUUUAUGAUGCCUGUUGAGCAGCAGCUUUUGCUCACGCUAAUGAAGUUGAGGCUCGGCCUUAUAUAUGGCGAUCUGUCGAGGAGGUUUGCGGUUUUGGUUUCAACUGUAGGGAACAUUUUUCGCGCCAUGCUUGCUACACUAGGGCAAGUCCUAAGGAAUGUAGUGGUGUGGCUCUCUCGAGACACUAUCUUCAGAAACAUUCCGCGAUCCUUUGAGGAGAAUGGUUUUGCAGGCACUACUUGCAUCUUGGAUUGCACUGAGGUGUUCUUGCAGCGACCGAAAAAAUUGCUCGCUCGGGCACAGACGUAUAGCUCAUACAAAGGCCACAACACUGUGAAGUUUUUGGUGGCUAUUGCACCCCACGGAUCGGUGAUGUUCGUGUCCAAGGUCUACGGUGGACGAGCGUCUGACAAGCAUAUUGUAAAAGACUCUGGAAUCAUUUCACACUUUGAACGUGGCGAUCAUGUGAUGGCCGACAGGGGUUUUUCUCUUGAUCCCGAGAUGGAACCGAAGGGAGUAGCACUCAACACGCCAGCCUUCACUCGAGGGAAGGCUCAGUUAUCCGAACAAGAGGUGACGGAGACUAGGAGGAUUGCGUCUGUCCGAAUUCACGUAGAGCGGGCAAUAAAUAGGAUGAAAUCCUACAGGAUUUUGAAGCAAGCACUCCCCAUACAGCAUCGCAAGGUUGCAAGCGACAUAGUUUUUGUAUGUGCAGGGUUGUGCAACCUGAAGGGGCCUUUAAUCAAAAAGUAA
Molecule: messenger RNA, 1335 nt
Organism: Ixodes scapularis (black-legged tick)
Lineage: Eukaryota; Metazoa; Arthropoda; Arachnida; Ixodida; Ixodidae
Exons: 4
Coding region: 43-1335 (430 amino acids)
Source: RefSeq, a predicted model, not a curated record